AUGUCGUUGGAGCAUGUUGAACAUGUUAUCAGACCACAAAUACUGAUGAAUUAUCAUCGCGAUGUGAAAGUUGAGAAGGAUGAGAAAAGAUGCUUGAUUAUGCUUAAAGCAGAAUCGAAUGAAGAAGCAGAAGCUGACGAUGAUGCACCGCUAGAUCUUUCAAUGGGCUCAAAAAAGCAUCGAGGAAGAACUGAUUCCGGUACAGAUUCAGAUGACUCCACAGGCUUAGGCGACGAGGGACGUGGCAACGAAGGUCGAGCUUACAAGAAAAGUCUCAUGAAACGUUACUGUGAGUUUGAUUUAAGAUUGAAAGAUUGA
This is a messenger RNA of Clunio marinus, 318 nucleotides long. The record is from the annotation of a GenBank genome assembly. NCBI's taxonomy places the organism in Eukaryota, Metazoa, Arthropoda, Insecta, Diptera, Chironomidae.